This is a messenger RNA of Penicillium manginii, 663 nucleotides long. Its product is annotated as glutathione S-transferase family protein. Bases 1 to 663 code for a protein of 220 amino acids. The record is from RefSeq and is a predicted model, not a curated record. The transcript has 2 exons. Lineage: Eukaryota; Fungi; Ascomycota; Eurotiomycetes; Eurotiales; Aspergillaceae.
AUGGGGGCCACAACCCCUUCUCCCACUAUUGUCUUGUACGACAUUGACAUGCGUCCUCCAUGCGCACCGAAUCCCUGGAAGGCCCGAUAUGCACUUAAUUCCAAGGGUGUUUCCUACUCCAAAACAUGGGUGGACAUGCCAGACAUCACCAAAACUCGCUGUGAUCUUGGCCAAACGCUGGACUAUGUCUAUGCGAAUGACCUCGCGGUGUUUGCGCCAUUAUCUAAGCUCAAUGAAAAGGAACAUGCCGAGUACGCUCGGUUCAAUAUGAAUGUCGACGCGGCUUUCAGCGCACCUGUUCUGCUCAUGGUACACGGUCUCCCAUUACAUCCCGAUACGACUGAGAAAACGAGGGCAGAAUUUAUUAAACGUUCGGGGGUGGCAUCUGAGGAUGAUCUAACCGUCCGCGGCAAAAUUAGAGAGGAAUUGAAAGCGUCUCUCCAUGAUACAUUGGGUGAACUGGCCAAGCUUUUUCGAAGGGAUAAUACGGGUUCAUUCCUACUUGGGCAGCAGGCUAGUUAUGCCGAUCUCGUUGUUGGCGCAUGGCUGCGGAUGAUGCAUGGAACACUGCCGGCAGAGGAGUGGGAGGAAGCAAAAGCUUGGCAUGAGGGUGUAUUUGGGAAACUAAAUGAUGCGCUGGAGAAAUAUGCCCUGGUCAACUAA